UCAUUUUGCUCAGUGCUCACAUCCAAACGGGUCAUUCAGAAGCACUCCCCUCUAAGGGCCUGUAUUGGGGUUAGGGAUUUUAGCGAAAGGUAUUAUGGCUGCGGAAUAUUCCGUCGGGUCAGCGGCCGAUGUGGCGGCGAAGAAACCUGAGAUUCAGAACGGGGUUUCCGCCUCACACCCCGAUUCUAUUUCCUCUGUAAUUCCUGGAUGGUUUUCUGAAAUCAGCCCAAUGUGGCCUGGAGAGGCUCACUCCUUGAAGGUGGAGAAGGUUUUGUUUCAAGGGAAGUCUGAUUACCAGAACGUUUUGGUCUUUCAGUCAUCAACUUACGGGAAGGUUCUGGUUUUGGAUGGGGUGAUUCAGCUUACAGAGAGAGAUGAAUGUGCUUACCAAGAGAUGAUCACCCACCUUCCACUUUGCUCAAUUCCAAACCCCAAAAAGGUUCUAGUUAUUGGUGGAGGAGAUGGCGGUGUCUUGCGAGAGGUGGCUCGUCAUUCAUCUGUUGAGCAGAUAGAUAUCUGUGAAAUUGACAAGAUGGUAGUUGAUGUUUCCAAAGAAUUUUUCCCUCGUGUAGCUGUUGGGUAUGAGGAUCCUCGCGUCACCCUUCAUGUUGGUGAUGGCGUGGCUUUUCUGAAGGCUGUUCCUGAAGGCACUUAUGAUGCAAUUAUAGUGGAUUCUUCUGAUCCUAUUGGUCCUGCACAAGAGCUUUUUGAGAAGCCAUUUUUUGCUUCAGUUGCCAAAGCUCUUCGACCAGGAGGUGUUGUGUGUACUCAGGCAGAGAGCAUCUGGCUUCACAUGCAUAUCAUUGAAGACAUUGUAACAAACUGCCGCCAGAUAUUCAAAGGCUCUGUCAACUAUGCAUGGACUACAGUUCCUACAUAUCCAAGCGGAGUGAUUGGGUUUAUGCUCUGCUCAACUGAGGGGCCUCCUGUCGAUUUCAAGCAUCCAGUCAACCCAGUAGAGGUGAAUGGCAUCGACAGCGCGAAGAGUCCACUCAAGUUUUACAACUCCGAGAUUCAUUCAGCAGCUUUCUGUUUGCCUUCUUUUGCGAAGAAGAUUAUUGAUUCAAAAUGAAUAUGAGAACAUUGCCCACAGCAUUGAAGAAUGAAGAAGCAGAAGUUUGCUGUGUUGGAGCGCCAUCUUUCAUCCUCUCAACCAUGUAUGUAAUAAGUCGGAGACUUAAGAUUAGAGUCCAAAUGGUCGGUUUUAUUGUGAUCAGGGUCAUAAAGUUUCUUGAGGUUUUAUUAGUAGUAGAAAUAGCUUUUGUUUUACCCAACAAUUUUCCCCAUCUUUUUUCGUUGUAAUGUGACCUCUGAAGUUCUAGGUUGAAUAAUUAGGCUAAUAAAUAUUUAGCCCCCCUACGUUUGGCUUGGUCUUUCCUCCUA
Molecule: messenger RNA, 1383 nt
Organism: Benincasa hispida (wax gourd)
Lineage: Eukaryota; Viridiplantae; Streptophyta; Magnoliopsida; Cucurbitales; Cucurbitaceae
Product: spermidine synthase
Biological process (GO): spermidine biosynthetic process
Cellular component (GO): cytosol
Molecular function (GO): spermidine synthase activity
Source: RefSeq, a predicted model, not a curated record